UGCAUUCGCGCGCGCACGUGUAAUAAAGCAGCGAGACGAUUUAAUGACAGCGCGCUAGCCGCGCUGUCAUGAAUGAUGAAAGUACGCUGUCUAAACCAGGUCGUUGUAUUAGCGUGUAACUUCUGUUGGUGCUCCUGUGGCAGCGUCUGCAGACCAAUGCAGACAGUCGAGGAGUCGGAGUGCUGCAGGAAGUUGCACAAUGUGGUGCGUAUGUGCAGUGACCAGGGGGUGCCUUGUGUAACAAAGCACCCCUUGUUCGAGCUGUAUUGCCUAAACACCGACAUCUUGGACCUAGAGUACCUCAAGCUCCGGUACUUCUGCCCUCUUGAUGCAGGAGACAGGGGCCCACAAGAGAGGCACCGCUACACUGCCUACCGGCAAUUCACUUGGUGGGUUCACCAUAAGCUGGGGCGCGGUAACCGGGUGCCACUGCCCAGCUGCGCCGUGCAACGAAUUCGACGAGAGUUCCCAUCCACCGAUGGACGUUAUGUCGGUUUCAAGAAAUAA
Molecule: messenger RNA, 507 nt
Organism: Ixodes scapularis (black-legged tick)
Lineage: Eukaryota; Metazoa; Arthropoda; Arachnida; Ixodida; Ixodidae
Product: P2X purinoceptor 7-like
Exons: 3
Coding region: 73-507 (144 amino acids)
Source: RefSeq, a predicted model, not a curated record